ACCCUCCCUCUUACUUUCAAACCUUUCGUCUGCAGACUCCAGAGUCCUCAGAAGAUGAGCAACCACAAAGACAGUUUCAGCCUCGCCGAUCUCACUUCUGCUCUUAAAGACGAGGAUCGAGCUGGCCUCAUGAACGCUCUCAAGAACAAGCUGGCUGGUCACAGUUCAGAUGUGCUCGAGAAUCUGACUCCUCAAAUGAGAGCUCGUGUGGAUGCCUUGAAGGAUAUACAGAGCCAACACGAUGAACUUGAGGCUAAGUUCCGUGAGGAGAGAGCUGUUCUUGAAGCCAAGUAUGAAAAGCUGUAUCAGCCCUUGUAUGCCAAGCGUUAUGAGAUUGUGAAUGGAACUACUGAAAUCGAGCUGACUCCAGAGGAUACAAAGAUGGACGAAGGAGAUGACAAAACUGCUGAAGAGAAAGGAGUUCCAAGUUUCUGGCUGACUGCUUUACAAAAUAAUGAAGUCACUUCCGAGGAGGUCACAGAGCAUGAUGAAGAGGCUCUCGAGUAUCUUAAAGAUAUUAAAUGGUGCAAGACCGAAGAGCCUAAAGGAUUCAAGCUUGAGUUUCUCUUUGACUCGAAUCCCUUUUUCAAAAACAAUGUCUUGACAAAGUCCUAUCAUGUGAUUGAUGAGGAUGAGCCACUAAUUGAGAAGGCUAUUGGGACUGAAAUUGAUUGGUAUCCUGGAAAGUGCCUAACUCAGAGGAUUGUUAAGAAGAAGCCUAAGAAAGGUUCUACGAACACUAAACCAGUCACCAAAAUGGAAGACUGUGAAAGCUUCUUCAACUUCUUUAAUCCUCCAGAAGUCCCGGAUGAAGAUGAAGAUAUCGACGAGGACAGAGCUGAGGAACUUCAGAAUACGAUGGAACUAGAUUAUGACAUUGGAUCUACUAUCCGGAACAAGAUUAUUCCGCAUGCCGUCUCAUGGUUUACUGCUGAGGCUAUGGAAGGACAGGAGUUUGAUAUAGAUGAUGAUGAAGAUGAUGAUGAUAUUGAGGAGGACGAGGAUGAUGAUGAUGAGAUGGAGGAGGAUAGCAAGACUAAAAAGAAGAAGGGAGGCAGAUCUCAGAUUGUUGGUGUUGGUCAACAAGGCGAGAGGCCACCAGACUGCAAGCAACAGUGAUCUCGAUGCUCUACUGAACAAAAAGGCAUGUGUGAAAAUAUAUCUCGAGUCAUUCUCACUUCAUCUAGAAUGAGGAUUGAAUAAAAAGGUUUUAGUUUUUUUUUUUUAGUGUGAAACUAAUCUCCUUAUUGAUGAUGCUCUCAUAGGAGUUUUGAUCAUUUGUUUUGGUGUUUAUUUUCGUUGAAUGAUUUUAGACUUAACCUUGGUGUUUAUGAAUGAAUGAAACAUCAUCCCCCCUUACUAUAUUUCUGCCUUCACCACGC
Molecule: messenger RNA, 1382 nt
Organism: Brassica oleracea var. oleracea
Lineage: Eukaryota; Viridiplantae; Streptophyta; Magnoliopsida; Brassicales; Brassicaceae
Product: nucleosome assembly protein 1;1-like
Exons: 11
Coding region: 55-1119 (354 amino acids)
Biological process (GO): nucleosome assembly; somatic cell DNA recombination
Cellular component (GO): nucleus; chromatin
Molecular function (GO): histone binding; chromatin binding
Source: RefSeq, a predicted model, not a curated record